Angiostrongylus costaricensis is the source of this 1488-nucleotide messenger RNA. The record is from the annotation of a GenBank genome assembly. NCBI's taxonomy places the organism in Eukaryota, Metazoa, Nematoda, Chromadorea, Rhabditida, Metastrongylidae.
AUGAGCGAAAUUUUGCGAUAUCUGUGCGAAGUUGCCUCAGGGCAGCUUUCCAUGAAGGAAAUCAUCCACAAUAACGAAAAGUACUAUGCCUUUGGUGAUAGAGCGUAUCACAAGGAUACUGAGACGAAUCUCCUGGUGUAUGGUAAGCAGAACGACUACUACACGAUAGAUGCGUUAUUGUUUCUUUGGGAACAUCGCGCCAAAACUCAUCCAUCCUAUGUUCGUGACGCUACUGCUGCUAAUGUGAAAGUCGUUUCACGUCCCGAUCGAAGGGAAAUCCUUGAUUAUUUAAGUGGAAAUCGACUAGAAAUCCCCACCAAUCAUAAUCCAUCACAUGCACCCGCUCCUGGCAUUGCCAUUAGUCGACUUGUUCCGGAAACGGUUGAGGAGCCUGAGGCAAAGAAAUUGAAAUUGGAGCAUAAUGCACGGCCUCGAGUGGACCAACUCUUGAAUAAGGAUCGCGUUGAUCCAUCUGAAGUACGAGCUUUAAAUGACUCUCUUACUGCGGACAAGAUUGCAGCUCUUAAGCAAAAGAGACUUACUCACCAAAAAACGAAAAUUGCCGCUGUUGACCCAGAUAUUAUGGCUGGAGGUGCUCCUACCGAGCCACUUGUUACCCGUUAUUCCAUGGAUGUCCGGAAAGUAGAACGUGUGUAUCGGACACGAAAGACAGUUAUGAAUGCUUCUAAAAAGACGUACACGUUCCUCUUUGAUGUGUUAAAGUUAAUCAAGUCGCGCGAAGAAGCAGCACGGUUGAAAGAACGCGGGGUUGAUUCAUCAAAAUCUCAACCGGCCAAGUUUGUGGGAAUGUACAACAGAUAUGAUCAAGAACGAUUUGGGAAGUUGAACGAAUUCCAAACUAUGGGUACGUCUUCGUUCGUUGGUACAAACUUGAGUUCAAUCAGUUCUCUGCAAGAGAAUCGUCCAUUGGAAACGACAGAAACUCAAAAGGUUGAUGACUCAGCAAAGAGAACAGCACUAGCCCCUACCAUUUCUCAGUUCACGAAUUCUACCGAUGAGCCAAAGAAACGCAUCAGCCGAACUCCGAUAAUUAUAAUACCAUCUGCCAUUACAUCAUUGCUUACAAUCUUUAACGCUACGGAUAUUAUUCAGGACAUGAAUUUUGUGACAACAGAGGAGAAGCGGAAAGAGAAAAAUAUGCAGCUACCCUACUUGGUCGUGGAUCAGCCGAACAAGUUCACCGAUGCAGAAUGGGAUCGAGUUGUUGCGGUAUUCAUUACGGGGCAGUUGUGGCAGUUCAAACCGUUUAAACGGUGGCACAGUAACCCUGUGGAGAUAUUCGCAAAGAUUCCCGCAUUUCACGUUCAUUACGACGACCUUAACGUUGAUCCAAAUGUGGCGAAGUGGAGUGUUACGAGAUUACCAGUAUCACGAACAAAGCGGCAUAUGGAUAAAGCUCGGUUCAGAGUGUUUUGGGAGGUUAUGGAUCGAUGGAUACCUGCCAAUCGACCGUACUUGAGGUGGUAA